Cavia porcellus (domestic guinea pig) is the source of this 3133-nucleotide messenger RNA. RefSeq names its product GIPC PDZ domain containing family member 3 (gene Gipc3). The transcript is spliced from 7 exons. The coding region runs from base 308 to 2827 and encodes 839 amino acids. Gene Ontology annotation, molecular function: protein binding. NCBI's taxonomy places the organism in Eukaryota, Metazoa, Chordata, Mammalia, Rodentia, Caviidae. The record is from RefSeq and is a predicted model, not a curated record.
GGUGGGAGCCUUAGGGAGUUGUGGGCAGAGGAGGGACCUGCUGGAACUCACUUGAUAGCGACCUAACCGUCCCCCCUUUCGGGCUGUGGUCCCCUGCUCAGGCGCCCCUGGGGAGGACGCAGCUGGCCCGGACACCUGGGCCCGCGCCCCCUCCGCGCGGCGGUGUCGCCUUCCCGGGCGGCUCGGGUUCCCGGAUCCCCUUACCCGGCGGCUCGGCUCGGCUGUCGCGUCCGGAGCCGGAGGAGGGGAGGCUGCAGGAAGCGGCGGAUCCGGCGGCGUCGGCCCGGGUGGGCGCUGAGUUUGCGCCAUGGAGAGCGCAGAGUCCCCGCGCGCCUCCGCGCCCCCCGAGCCCCCCGCGCCCCCCGCCGCGCCCCGCGCGCGCCCCCGCCUCGUCUUCCGCACGCAGCUGGCGCACGGCAGCCCCACCGGCAAGAUCGAGGGCUUCACCAACGUCCGCGAGCUCUACGCCAAGAUCGCCGAGGCCUUCGGGAUCGCGCCCACCGAGAUCCUGUUUUGUACCCUCAACAGCCACAAGGUGGACAUGCAGAAGCUGCUGGGGGGGCAGAUAGGGCUGGAGGACUUCAUUUUCGCUCACGUGCGGGGCGAGACCAAGGAGGUCGAGGUCACCAAGACGGAGGAUGCGCUGGGGCUGACCAUCACCGACAACGGGGCGGGCUACGCCUUCAUCAAGAGGAUCAAGGAAGGCAGCAUCAUCAACCGCAUCGAGACCGUGUGCGUGGGGGACAGCAUCGAGGCCAUCAACGACCACUCCAUCGUGGGGUGCCGUCACUACGAGGUGGCCAAGAUGCUCCGGGAGCUCCCCAAGGCCCAGCCUUUCACCCUGCGCCUGGUGCAGCCCAAGAGAGCUUUCGAUAUGAUUGGCCAGCGGAGCCGGGGGAGCAAGCAUCCCGUGGAUGCCAAGGUGACCAGCGGGAGGGAGACCCUGCGGCUGCGUGCGGGCUCUGCUGCCACCGUGGAGGAAGUGCCCAGCGAGUUCGAGGAGGAGGCGGCCCGCAGGGUGGACGACCUGCUGGAGAGCUACAUGGGUAUCCGAGACCCUGAGCUGGGUAAGGGGCCAGGCGUCCACCAUGGUGGAGACGUCCAAGAAGACGGCCAGCGUCCAGGAGUUUGCGAGCUGUUUAGACUCCGUCUUAGGCGAAUUCGCCUUCCCGGACGAGUUUGUGGUGGAGGUGUGGGCGGCCAUCGGCGAGGCCAGGGAGGCCUGUGGCUAGCAUGUCCAGGGGGCCAGCGCAGCCCCAGCCCGGAGCCCGGCACCCCGCCCCAGCCCUGUUCCAGCGCCCGGCCCUGGCCGGGCUCCGAGGCCAAGCUGGGCUCCAGGAGUGAGCCCAGUUCGGAAAUCCCGCCCAGCAUCUCUAGAGCUCAGCCCUGCUCGGAGGGCAAGCCAGGAACGGAGGCCAAGCCCUGCCCGAGAGCCCAGCUGGGCUUCGAGACCAAACUCAGCCCCAAGCCCCAGCCCAGCUCCAGAGCCCAGCUCAGCCCUGAGCCCCCCGAGCCUAAGGUCAUCUCCAGAACCCCGUCGAGCCCUGACACCAAGCCGAGUUCCACAGCCCAGUUAAAUGUCCAGAUCCAGUCCAGCUUAGAGGUGGACCCCAGCCCAGACACCCACUCCAGCUCCGAGACCAAGCCCAGCCCUAAGAUUCAUCUGGAUCCCAGCACUGAAGAUGACCCCAAGGCCCAGCCUGACCCGGACACUCACAGCGGUUCUGGGACAGCAGGUGGCCUCAGAAGCCGGGAGCCAGGCCAGCGGAAAGCCAGCGCUAGGCCCCCAGGUGGCUCCAGGAGCCAGCUCCCCACCACCACGCAAUCCCCACGCGAACCUCAGCACUGCCCGGGAAGCCCCCCGCCCCAGGCCCCUGGCCCCCACUCGGCCUCCCUGCCCAGUCCCAGCUCCGGGUCCAGCUCAGGGAUGGAGCCCAGCUCCGCAGGGCAGCCUCACACCGGGACCAGGCCCAGCUCCAGCCUUCAGCCCGGCUCUGCACGGCCGUCCAGCUCUGGAGGGAGCAGGCCCAGUGCCGGGGGCCGCCCCGGUGCCCAGACCCCUGCUGCCUGCCGGACACAGGUCCGCUCCAGAGUGCUGACCGACUCGGGGACCCAGACCGACUUCAAGGCCUGGCCGAGCUCCAGAGCUCAGCCCAGCCCAGGUGGCCAACCUGGCCCCGGGGGGCAGUUCGGCCCUGGAGCACAGAGCUGCAAGGCCACUGCCCCCAGCUCCGGGACCCAGCGCCCUCCGGGAGCUCAGGUGACCGCCAGUGCCCAGCGCAGUGCCCAGACCCUGCCGCGUUCCAGGCAGCAGCCCCGGGCCCUGGCCACAGCUGGCCCCGUUGGCCAGCGGGACACAGGGGAGCGGGUUGGCUCCAGAGCUCGGUCCAGCCCGGGAGCCCACUCCAGCUCAGGAAUCCGGCCCAGCUCCUCAUUUAGCUCCGGAACCCAGCUCGGCCGGGGGACCCAGCUCAGCCUGGGGAGCCAGCCCGACCCCGGAGGCCAGUCCAGAACGAGAGUCCAGCUGGGCCCCGGUAGUGGGCCCUGCCCACUGACCCCUGAGCCCAGCCCAGCCCCCAGGGCCCCGACUCCGUCCAUCAGCAGAGCCCCGGGGACUCAGCCCCGGCCUCCUGAGCCAGCACCCGGAGCUCAGGCCGGCCUCCCUGCCAGGCCAGGGUCCUCAGCCUCCCGCCUGGCCCCUCGUCCAGCAGCUCCCUCUGCACCCCAGAAACCCCCCCUUUCUCCCAAGCUGCAGUUGGGACCCCCAAAGCCCACCCCACCACCUGUAUCUGUCACCCCUGGCCUUUCCCCAGCAAGAGCCUCCUAAGUUCCCUCCCAGCCUCUGGAACCCCCCAGCUCAGGAGAGCACCCCCAACAUGAGCCGGGGAGCCGGGCCCCGCCCCCGCCGGGUGACGUCACGGGAACUCUGCCCCUUCCAGCCGGGCUGCCCCAGACACCUCGAAGGUGACCUGGUCCCCCGCCAGGAGGGAGGGGGGUCGUGGAAACGGGGUUCGGUUUCAGGCGCCUGACCAGGGCCUUGUAAGUGGAUCCAAUGUGUGCUGGACGAUGCAGGGCGGGGCGCUGGCUUCUGUACCCCCAGGGCAGUGCGCCCUGCAAAUAAAGGCUCCUCACA